CGCCAUGGCCCGCCUGACGGAGAGCGAGGCGCGCCGGCAGCAGCAACAGCUCCUGCAGCCGCGGCCCUCGCCUGUGGGCAGCAGCGGGCCGGAGCCCCCCGGGGGCCAGCCCGACGGCAUGAAGGACCUGGACGCCAUCAAGCUCUUCGUGGGCCAGAUCCCGCGCAACCUGGACGAGAAGGACCUCAAGCCGCUUUUCGAGCAGUUUGGCCGCAUCUACGAGCUGACGGUGCUCAAAGAUCCCUACACGGGCAUGCACAAAGGCUGUGCCUUCCUCACCUACUGUGCCAGGGACUCUGCCAUCAAAGCUCAGUCCGCUCUGCACGAACAGAAGACCUUGCCCGGGAUGGCGCGGCCGAUCCAGGUGAAGCCUGCGGACAGUGAGAGCCGCGGAGGUAGGGACCGGAAGCUGUUUGUGGGCAUGCUGAACAAGCAGCAGUCGGAGGAGGACGUGCUGCGGCUCUUCCAGCCCUUCGGGGUCAUCGACGAGUGCACGGUGCUCCGGGGACCCGACGGCAGCAGCAAAGGCUGUGCCUUCGUGAAGUUUUCUUCUCACACAGAGGCGCAAGCGGCCAUCCAUGCCUUGCAUGGUAGCCAGACUAUGCCAGGCGCCUCCUCGAGCCUGGUGGUCAAGUUUGCAGACACGGACAAGGAGCGAACGCUGCGGCGCAUGCAGCAGAUGGUGGGCCAGCUGGGCAUCCUGACGCCCUCCCUCACUCUGCCCUUCAGCCCCUACAGUGCCUACGCCCAGGCUCUCAUGCAGCAGCAGACGACAGUCCUUUCCACCUCGGGCAGCUACUUGAGCCCCAGCAUGGCCUUCUCACCCUGCCACAUCCAGCAGAUUGGCGCUGUCAGCUUGAAUGGGCUGCCUGCCACGCCCAUUGCUCCUGCCUCUGGGCUGCACUCGCCCCCACUGCUUGGCACUGCCGCUGUGCCAGGUCUAGUGACGCCCAUCACCAACGGCUUUGCAGGUGUUGUGCCCUUUCCUGGAGGGCACCCGGCCCUGGAGACCGUGUAUGCCAAUGGCCUCGUGCCCUACCCAGCUCAGAGCCCCACCGUGGCGGAGACCCUCCAUCCUGCCUUCUCUGGAGUCCAGCAGUACACAGCCAUGUACCCCACCGCGGCCAUCACGCCCAUCGCGCACAGCGUGCCCCAGCCACCGCCCCUCCUACAGCAGCAGCAGCGAGAAGGUCCCGAAGGCUGUAACCUGUUUAUCUACCACCUCCCCCAGGAGUUUGGAGACACGGAGCUGACCCAGAUGUUCCUGCCCUUCGGCAAUAUCAUCUCCUCCAAGGUGUUUAUGGAUCGGGCCACCAACCAGAGCAAGUGUUUCGGCUUCGUGAGCUUUGACAACCCCGCCAGCGCGCAGAGCGCCAUCCAGGCCAUGAACGGCUUCCAGAUCGGCAUGAAGAGGCUCAAGGUGCAGCUGAAACGGCCCAAAGACCCGGGACACCCCUACUGACCUGCCCACAGCCGCACCCGAGGCUGCGGGCCUGGCCCAG
Chrysochloris asiatica (Cape golden mole) is the source of this 1502-nucleotide messenger RNA. It is a transcript of the gene CELF5, whose product is annotated as CUGBP, Elav-like family member 5. The coding region runs from base 5 to 1462 and encodes 485 amino acids. The transcript is spliced from 12 exons. NCBI's taxonomy places the organism in Eukaryota, Metazoa, Chordata, Mammalia, Afrosoricida, Chrysochloridae. Gene Ontology annotation, biological process: regulation of alternative mRNA splicing, via spliceosome; mRNA splice site recognition. The record is from RefSeq and is a predicted model, not a curated record. Gene Ontology annotation, molecular function: mRNA binding. Gene Ontology annotation, cellular component: nucleus; cytoplasm; ribonucleoprotein complex.